ACGUCAUUCCAUCAUCUAAUAAUGGGUUAGAAAAAAUAUUGGUUGAAACAAGCGAGUUUGAUGAGGAUAAUAAUGUAGAAUUGUCACCAGAAGAAUUUACUAAAGAAAUUGAAAAACAUAAAUAUUUUCUUCAGCAUAUACAAGAAGAGUAUGAUGCAGGUAGUUUUCAUUAA
Molecule: messenger RNA, 173 nt
Organism: Ambispora leptoticha
Lineage: Eukaryota; Fungi; Glomeromycota; Glomeromycetes; Archaeosporales; Ambisporaceae
Source: the annotation of a GenBank genome assembly